UUCGCGGCAGAUAAUUCUGUUCCGUUCAAACAACAUGUGGUACUACCACCUCAUCAUACUGUGGCUUACCGUGCUGAUCUACACUGCAAACAGCAUUUGGGUGGUGGAGAUCAACAAGUUGCAUAAAUCGUGUGAAAACCCUAGCAAACGAGCGCCCUUCCCGCUCGAUAUGUCCAAGGUGCAGAUCUACCUGUCCGAGGAGGACAAGCUGGUGUUGAACGGUGAGGUGACGUUCACGCAGGACAUCUUUCCACCGUGGGGGAUUUCGAUCUACACCCACAAAUUGGACCACGGCGAAUGGACCCCAACGGCGUACACCAAGAGCGCCUUCAAUCUGUGUAUGGAGAUGCACGCGAGCCACGAAAUUUGGUACAUCAUUACGAAGCAAUUGAACAAAACUAACUGUCCUUACCGGAAGGGUUAUGUAGAAAAGUUCGACAUGGUUGACAUCGGAAGUUUCGGUUUCGAUGAUGUGCUGCAGGACCUAGUUGGGGAUUGGAGAAUUUUUGUCGACUUUAGAUUGGGUUCGGUACCGCACAAGCUGCAAAUUUCCUGUAUGAUGUAUGAAAUUUCCAUACUAGAACACUGACAAGUACACAUGAAUGUGAAGAAUCUCACAAAAAAGGUGCUUAAUUUAUCAGUAAAAGUUGGCAGCAAUGAGAGUGUUGCUUUGAAAUUCCCAAAAGAAAGGCAAAAUAAAUAUUCUAAAUUUGUUUGAGAGGUUGUUAGUGGGUUAACGAUGAAGACUCCGAGACAGGACCCAUUUCUGAGAGCACAAACGAACCGUACCUUGAUCAUAUCUUCCACACUAAUGACGAUAGAGUUGAAAAGAACGUUCCAUCUUGCCCUGAACCACAUUUAAGCCAAAGGAAAAGUAGAACAUCUCAUUUUCAUCAAAGACGCACUUUAAACCAAUGCCAAAUCAAACCCAGCCAUGGUCCCUCCAUCGAAGCGUAUUCUAAUGACGCGGCUACCCCCUACUACUACUAGGUGCGAGAACGCAUUGGAACCGAUUCCAUCUCUUCUCUCGCGCUACCUUCAUCUGCGACCGCUUUUGUCUGUAUCCAGGUCGGGUGGCACAAUUAACGGUGUUUAACCACUAAUCGUUCGUCUUGCAUCCAUCGCACCAGCAGCCAGUCCGAUUGGACGCACAAAAUGAGUGCGAAAAAACGACCACCACCACCACCACCACCACCACCGUCCAGCAUAAUGACUAGCCAGUAGCCUCCAAAAAAUAGAUCUACACCAUACGGCACCACCAGACAACAGACAGCGAACCCGUUGGU
Molecule: messenger RNA, 1286 nt
Organism: Anopheles merus
Lineage: Eukaryota; Metazoa; Arthropoda; Insecta; Diptera; Culicidae
Exons: 4
Coding region: 35-589 (184 amino acids)
Source: RefSeq, a predicted model, not a curated record